AUGAGUCCACCUCUGCCUUCGCCGCGCCUCGACGGCAUGAUUCUCGACGCCAUUCGGCCGCUCCUCAACCUCGGCCAUGCCAACGACGUGUUCGUGAGCACUGGCCAACAACUGCUGGCGGCAUCGAUUGCGGCCGCUGUCGAGAAGGACCUGCCCAUCACGUUUGUCUUGCCGGCGUUUCCUUGCAAGUCGCCAAAUGCCGCCACCGAGGUGCUCGGGGUUCUUCCCGACCGCGGCGAAGAGCUCGCGCUCGGCCGUCUCGAAGCCAUGUGCGCCGCGAUUGGGGCCGUGUACCCCCCGGGCGCGACGGUCACCAUCUUCAGCGACGGCCGCGUCUUCAGUGCGAUCCUCGGUGUGCCGACAGCGGUCGUGCUCGCGUACAAGAAAGCGCUCGUCGCCAUGGCCGCAGACCAUGCACACAUCGUCUUUGACAGUUUGGACAACCAUGCCGACUCGAUCGACGCGCUUUUGCGCCGGUUUCACGUCGACGCCAAUGUCGUCCACGAUCUUCUGCAGCACGACGCAGGUCUGCAAGCGACGCACGCAACGUUCCUCGGCUUCCUCGCGCGCGACCUGCCCGAGGCAACGAGCGACGAGCGGCGAGCGGCGGCCAACGCGAUGCUGCAGCGCAACGUCGCGUUUGCCCGACUCGUCGACGAGGUCUUUCCGAGCGCGAUUCGCCUCUCGAUCCACGCCACGUCGAACGCCGGGCCCAAGUUUGGCGUCCUUCUCUUGCCGCAAGCGCCGACGACCCGCCCGCGCACGCCGUGGCACUGUGUCGUCUGCGAAGAUCUCGACGGCACCGUGUCGGCGAUUCCGCGCCACGAGGUGGAUACGACGCGCUACGAACUCGUCACCAAACGCGGUCAACCGUGGGGCUUUGUGGAAACGCCCGAGUCGGCGUUGGCGGCGAUGGACGUGACGCUGGCGCCGUGGCGUCAAGGUCUCCUGAUCACGGCCAACAACACACGCCAUCAUCCAUUGUCGCUGCGCGAGCUGCCAGCACGCGCGUUGCGGGCGCUCGCCACCAAGCACAGUGUGGUGUGCCUCCGCGGGUUCUGCGAAAACGACGAUAUCGAGGCCGUCGCGUCGCACCUCGGUGAGAUCCUCUCGUGGCCCACUGGCAACAUCCUCGAGCUCAAGCAGGACAAGCUCGAGGGCCUCGCGUCGCGGUCGCACGAGCCCAUGGCGUUCCAUUACGACGGCAUGUUCAAGCGCAUUCCAAACAGCAACGUCCUCGGCGAUGUGCCGCUGUACCAAUUCUUCCAGUGCUUUCAGCCGUACCCCGACCCGGACGACGACACGAACGGACGCACGCUCUUUGUCGACUCGCGUCGACUCCUCGCCGCGCUGCCCGCCAAUGACGUCGAUCGACUGCGAGGCUUGCGCAUGACGGCGCAGACCGCUGCCAACGCCAUGUACGGGUCGGCCAGCCUCACCCACUACGCAGACAUUGUGAGCCGCCACCCCGUGACGGGCGAGGAGAUCUUGCGCUUCCAUGAACCGUGGGGGGCCGAUCGCACCGAGUACCAGCCGACGACGAUCACGAUCCAGAAAAAAGAUGGAGGCUCCGAGGACGAGAACGCAACCGAGCAAGCGUGGUGCUUUGAGACACUGGUGCCGCUGCUCUACGACGCCACGUUUUGCUACUCGCACCAGUGGCGAAAAGGCGACUUCGUGCUCUCCGACAACUUUGUUCAGCUGCACAGCCGGACGCCCAUGGCCAAGGUGGGCCGCGAGAUCCAGCGCAUCCACAUCAAUUAAAACCAGUUCAGAGAUAAAAACACGUAAUAGUAGAGCAAAGAUUCCAG
Messenger RNA from Saprolegnia parasitica CBS 223.65, 1811 nucleotides. RefSeq lists its product as hypothetical. NCBI's taxonomy places the organism in Eukaryota, Oomycota, Saprolegniomycetes, Saprolegniales, Saprolegniaceae. The transcript has a single exon. Gene Ontology annotation, molecular function: oxidoreductase activity. Bases 1 to 1764 code for a protein of 587 amino acids. The record is from RefSeq and is a predicted model, not a curated record.